This is a messenger RNA of Malaya genurostris, 1241 nucleotides long. Its product is annotated as alpha-tocopherol transfer protein-like. The transcript has 3 exons. The record is from RefSeq and is a predicted model, not a curated record. Gene Ontology annotation, cellular component: membrane. NCBI's taxonomy places the organism in Eukaryota, Metazoa, Arthropoda, Insecta, Diptera, Culicidae. Gene Ontology annotation, molecular function: phosphatidylinositol bisphosphate binding. Bases 273 to 1205 code for a protein of 310 amino acids.
AACACCACUACGCAUGCUAAUAUCGACAAAAGGCUAAAGCGUGUUGGUCACUGAAAACCAAUAAUUUAGAAAUUGCUGUUCUGAAAGUCUAACGUGUUUUCUGCUCACAUCGGAUUCAACCGUCACAAGUAAGGUAAGCUCAGUGAUAAUCAUCAAAUUCAUCCGAAUGUUUUAUCAUCAGUGAAAUCGAACAAAUCGACGUUAUCAAGGGCUAUAAAAUAAUAACAUCUUCAGUAAACGGAAUCAGUUUACAGUUAGAGACAGUGUCCAACAUGCCAAAUAUUCGACCUCUUUGUCCUGAACUGGCACGGAAGGCCCGAGAGGAACUCCACGAAAUUCCAGAACGUUUGGAUGAUGACCUGGCGGCGCUACGAGCAUGGUUGGCGAAAUGCCCUCACAUCAAAUCGCGCACUGACGAUCAGUUCCUUGUGACAUUUUUGCGCGGAGGCAAACACAGUUUAGAGCGCGCCAAGGAGAAACUUGACUUGUAUUAUAGUGUGCGUACUGCUUUACCUGAAUUAAUGAAAAACCGGGAUCCGUCCAAUAAGAAAAUGGCAACGCUUAUGAGACUUGGAAGUGCUGUACCCCUGCCAACGACAGAAACUCCGGACGGUCCUCGUAUUUUGUUAAUCAAACCUGGAGCCUACAAUCCAGACGAUUACACUAUACAGGAGGUAUUCAAAUUCAACUGUAUGAUGGGAGAUAUUUUGCUGAAAGAAGACGAUAACUUAGGAAUAGCGGGACAAGUCGGCAUCCUCGACUUAGCAAACACCAAGAUGGCACACUUCUUACAAUUUAGUCCGACCUUUGUGAAGAAAAUUACUAUGCUGAGUCAGGAGGCUUCACCACUGCGUUUGAAGGGCUUCCAUUACAUCAACACUCCACCAGGAUUCGAAACGGUAUAUAAUAUGUUUAAAGGAUUCAUGAACGAGAAAAAUCGAUCGCGUUUACACGUGCACGGGAGUAAUAUGGAAUCAUUGUACAAGCACAUUCCCAGACGGCUUCUACCGGAAGAAUAUGGUGGUGAAGCAGGUCCCUUGCAGGAGCUUGCAAAUCAAUGGGCAAAAAAAAUUGAAAGCUACCAGGACUACUUCAAAGAAGACGAACAGUACGGAACAACGGAAAGUAAACGACCGGGAAAACCGAAGAAUGCAGAAAGUCUGUUUGGAAUUGAGGGAUCUUUCAGGAAGCUGGAAGUAGACUGAAAAUAAAAAUGAUUCAAAAGAUCCAUGGCACAAAAA